GCAAAGCAGACUGUGCUCUCGCCGGACACAGCAAGACGUCCCUGGGGAGCCGGAGACGAACGAUGGGUUUUUGCUGGAGCGGCGAAUGCGGCAACAGGCCUUGCUGGGCAGACCAUUAUAUGCCCUGCCAUGCUGGUUGGGUGGGCCCCACUGUGCUGCUCUGCAUCUAUGGUUUCUGCUCCAUGAUGAGACCCAUAGAGCCCUUCAUGACAGAGUUUCUCACAGGAACUUACAAGAAUCUCACCACUGAGCAGGUGACUAGACAGGUGUAUCCUGUGUGGACUUACUCCAGCCUGGUUCUCCUCGUCCCAGUCCUCCUGGUGACAGACUUCCUCAGGUACAAGCCUGUAAUCAUCCUCCAGGGGCUCACCUAUGUCACAGCGUUUCUGCUGCUACUAGUUGGCUCGGGGGUCCACUCGGCUCAGUUGGCCUUCUUCUGCUACAGCAUUGCCAUGGCAGCAGAUGUGGCCUAUUUCUCCUACAUUUACAGCGUGGUGCUGCCCAGCUAUUAUCAAAGAGUGACCAGCUAUGUCAGAGGGGCCAUACUGCUGGGCUACGCUGUGGGUGCCCUGUUGGCACAACUGCUAGUGUCUUUGGGUGGGAUAUCCUUGUAUUGCUUAGCUUUUCUGACUCUCAUCUCUGUCUCUGUAUCACUGAUAACCUCCUUUUUCCUGCCCAUGCCUAAGACUAGUUUAUUUCUUAAGGGAACAUAUUCUGCACAACAGGGAAACUCAGGUGAAGACACUCAUAACUCUGAAAGCCAGGACAUCUCCAUCUGGGUAAAGGGCGUGAUGGGUGCCAAGGAGGUCGGGGGGAUGUUCAGAAGGCUCCUAUUGGACUGUAAGAAAUGUUAUUCCUCUGCAGCUGUGCUCUCCUUCUGCAUAUGGGCAGCUACAGGGCGAUGCGGCUUUUACCAGGUUACAGGCUACGUCCAGCUCCUCUGGGUAUAUAUGCAGCCCCAUAACUUCACAGCCUACAAUGGGGGGGUGGACGCCAUCAGCACAUUGUCAGGAGCUGCAGCCACUGUUGCUGUCGGACACAUGUCUCUGGAGUGGUCUGUGUGGGGGGAACUGGUCCUGGGGGUUUUCACAUUCCUGAUUGCUGGGUCUGUAUUCCUAAUGGAUCUGACUGACAAUAUCUGGAUCAGCUACACAUGCUACUUCCUCUUCAAAACAGUUUACAUGCAGCUCACCACCAUCUGCACUUUUCAGAUAGCCAAGAUGCUGAACAGGAGCCGCUAUGCGUUGGUAUUCGGCAUGAACAGUUUUGUGGGCACAAUCCUCCAGAGUGUCCUCACCGCCAUCGUCAUCAACACCAAGUCUCUACAGCUCACCAUCACCUCGCAGUUUCUUAUCUACGCCUCGUACUUUGCUGCCAUUUCCCUGCCGUUCACAGUCAAAGGUGUGUAUAUUUUGCUCUACAUGAAACGUCCCACUGGAGGCAACCAGACAGAGAGAGCCACUAACCUGCCAGAGGGCUCACGUCUGUGAAGACUCUCGGAGACACAGAAGAGCAUGAGGAUUUUUAACAUAACUGUCAUCAAUUAUUACAUCAGCAGCAGCAAUCAGCAGCAGCAGAAAAUAUGUUUGGAGACACUGUACAUACAUUUACAUCAAGAUAUUCAAUCCAUCAAAGGGUGACUGUGGUUGAGUUAUUUAUCAGUCUGUCAUCAUCAGGAUUCAACUAAUCGAUUCUACAGACGUGAUGUGACUCAAAUAGUGAAAGUGCAAUCCCUAUAUGUGGCCACUAGAGGAUCCUACCUGCACAAUAUAUAAGAGGAAUAACACUACAUGGCAGCUCUGUGGUGGAUUGAUCUGAACACAGACAUUGUUAGACUAUAAUUCUGUAUGUGUGUUUUUGAAGUAAAUAUAACUAAUAUAUCAGAAUAAGUCAACAUAAUCAAUGACCAUUUAUCAUGGACAAAAAGGCUCACAAACUGUAUUUUUGGUUAUUUUUUCAAGCACUUGUCAUAAGGUAACAUGGUUGUGAAGUUCAAAGUCACUUCUGAGCAAUAUUUGGUAACAUAAACGCUUAUAAGGCAAAUUAAAAUCAAGACAACAAAAAUAUUGUGGUUGCAGUAACUCACUGGCAUAAUUACACAAUAAAAAUCAGAAUCAGAGAUACUUUAUUGAUUUAUUGGGAAACUCUUUCGUUACAGCUGUCACAUCGAUGCACACUUGAGAAUAGAAGGAAUCGAAGUACUAAGUAAAAGAAUACUGAAGACAAGACUAUUUGUUAGAUAGACACUUCUGAGGAUAUUUAUAAUUCAAAAAUAAAUAAUUUUUGAAAAUCUAAUAUUUAUAUUGUACAUUUUUUCUUUUUCAUUUUCUCUACAUGCAUAUUAAUUGUGCUAACUCAUGUGUAAACAUGCCUGAUCCACAAAGGGUCUCAUGUUUGCUGCUUGUGUUUGUUGGUUGAUUGAUGAAAAAAUCUACACACAAUCACCACUGAAGGCAUAAUCAUUAUUAAACUGGUACUUAUCAGGCUGCCAUGAUAACUUAUGUAAGCGAUGUUACAAAUGCUGCACAGCCUCAAACAGCCUUCUCUCAUUAUAUUCAGUAGCAUGUUUUUUCUAGAAACCACUUUCUCUACUGCUAAUUAAAGAGACACUUCCUGGUUUUGUUAUAGCGUCCAAAAUCCCCCUAAAUCCCUCUCAGCUCGCUGUUGAUGUUUUGAUACUCAAUCAACAAUUGGUAGUAAAUUUGGUGAGUUAGGGGCACUAACAUAGUGAGGAAGCAUAACUUUAAGCAACAUGUUGUUGCUAGGUAACAGACCCGUUUGUUUUUUAGGCUUACAGCCAUGUUCAAAAAAGUCUGAUUCUGUCUGCUGUAGCUACUGAUGUUUGUGUGUGUGUGACCACUUUUUAAAAAUAUGUUUAGCGGCAUGCUUGCACAAAUGUAUAUUUACAGGAAAUAAAAGAAGUAGGACUAAUGUGCUGUAAUCAUCUUCCUUCUUGGAAAAGCGACCUGGUUAAAAUCAGUUCAGUGCGUUGAUUAUCAGCGGGUGGUGUGUAAACCUGAUGCUCUAAUUCUGCAUGUUUAUGAUAUUAGCAUAUUAGCAAUUAAUGUCCUCAUUUAUAAACACCAUACAGCACUAGGGCAGACAGAAAAAAAUGGAAACGACCCUCCAUUAGUGGUCAGAUGAUGCAUGUGUAGUCACGUCUGACCUAUAAUUCAUAAUUAUAACAGUAAGAUAAUUAAGGUUCCAAGAUGGAUAACAGAGGCAGCUAUUAGCUGGGAUGAGCUGGCAUAUUGUAUGUGCCACACAUGCUAAUUGAUCAUAUCUUGAUGAUGACAUGUCUGGUGCUUUUGUCUGGUGUUGUCAUUAAGACUCUUAUUAUAUGUAUAGGGAAGAGGCUGCUUCUUUGCCACUCAAAACUAGGGCUGGAAAAUUAAAAAUAUCUAAUUGCAAUUUCCCCAACAUUAUCAGCUUUACUUAAGUGUUAAGUAAGCAAUUUCAGCCUGAUUUUUUUAUAUAGUGAGUGAAUAUAUCAGUCAUCUGGAACAAAUACAGUGUUGUUUUUUCCUGCUUGUGUUAUUGCAGGUCAUCUGCUCAUCAAAUGAAAGGGAAAACAAGUGUGUAUCUGGUGAAGGAAGGGUCAAUUUGUUCUAAAGCAGAUGACAUUGUGUUCAACUUGAUGCAUUUAUGUGUGCGCUUGUGUGUGUCCACAGCUAAAUUUUGAUAUCACUAAUAAUAAGUACAGUAUCUAAGUAUUUGUUUUGCUUGUUGAUGUGUAUUCUUUUCUUAGUAGUAGUAGUAGUCAUAGCACCUGUUUAACUCACCCCUAUGCCUCCCUGAGCACUAUGGUUUUUUGUCACUGGGCUGCAGUAGGGGAGUUGGUGGUGGUGUCUUGCUGUGACGCUGUGGGUUUUAUUUUUAGCCAUGCCAGUUGCAUGGCUCUAGGUAUGGCAAUGUCAGUCUGUUGCUUGGUCCACAACUUUGGUCCAGACUGAAAUAUCUGAACAACCACUGGAUGUAUUGCCAUGAAAUUUUGUACAGACAUUCAUGUAUCCCUCAGGAUGAAUUGUAAUCACUUUAGUGAUCCCUUAAUGUUUCAUUUAGCGUCACCAUCAGGUCAAAAUUUCUAUUUUUCAAAAAUGUUGAUUUGUAUUCAGUACUCAGCUGUACUUUGUGUUUAGUGCUAAUUAGCAAAUGUUAGUUCAUUAACAUGCUAAACUAAGAUGGUAGAAAUGGUAAAUAUACCUACUUAACAUCAGUGUAUUAACAUUGUCACUGUGAGCAUGUUAGCAUGGCUGUAGACUGUUUGUCUUGUUUGAUUUUACUUCAGCUAAAAGGGUUUUCUUUUUUCCAUUUCCUCUACAAUUUAUUGUUAUUAAAACUACUAUUUUGACACGCA
Molecule: messenger RNA, 4357 nt
Organism: Siniperca chuatsi (mandarin fish)
Lineage: Eukaryota; Metazoa; Chordata; Actinopteri; Centrarchiformes; Sinipercidae
Product: thiamine transporter 2-like
Exons: 6
Coding region: 63-1490 (475 amino acids)
Biological process (GO): transmembrane transport; vitamin transport
Cellular component (GO): plasma membrane
Molecular function (GO): vitamin transmembrane transporter activity
Source: RefSeq, a predicted model, not a curated record